ACUACAACCACCACCACGCCCUUUCAUUUCUUCUGUCUUAAAGUCAUGUCCUACCUCAGCGGGGCGAUAGAUUCUCACAUCGAGAUGAUGGAUCCCGCACAACGCAGAGAAUACGACCAACUUUUUAACGAAACCGUACACCUCGAACGCGAGCUCAAGCGUAAAAUAGAACUCGCCUUGUCCUACCAACUCAUCCAGAUCAUGCGAUCCGCCCAAGACGAAAUAUCCAGGUCAAAAACCUAUCGACAGAGGCGAUCUCUUCUUCGCCAACUGGCGGCAACACUCGGAGACUUCAGGCCAGGAAUACGGGAAACGUUUGGUGAAGACUCUGGCAUACAGACUUCUGCUUCUGGAAGAACAACUGCUCCUUCAUCAGUAAUUAUGCUCCCUGCUGUGUCCUUGACUUGCCAACCUUUAGUUGAACUAGGCUGACUGACGUGCUGAUCUUUCAACUGCUCUCGUCCACGUUCUUCUGGCUUGGGAUCCUCUCUCCGUUUCUGUUGUGGUCUCUACCUUGGGCAAAG
Desarmillaria tabescens is the source of this 524-nucleotide messenger RNA. RefSeq lists its product as uncharacterized. The coding region runs from base 46 to 432 and encodes 128 amino acids. Lineage: Eukaryota; Fungi; Basidiomycota; Agaricomycetes; Agaricales; Physalacriaceae. The record is from RefSeq and is a predicted model, not a curated record. The transcript has 2 exons.